AUGCCGCGCCUAGAGGACGUUAAAAUUCCCGCGAAGCUGCAAGCGCUGCUGGAAAAAGCUCCUCCGCCCGCGUCAGGAGCGCCGAUCGGAAGCUCGCUAUUAGGCAUCGGCGGAUUCAGCUUUGGCGGAAGUGGCGGAGGAUCGGCAGCUGCCGCGGGAGCCGGUGGCGGAAGUGGAGGCGGAGGCGGGAUCACCCUCCCCCCGCGCCUCCCCGUGCACCAGCUUGGGGGGGUGAAGAACCGACUUAACUUACAGGUGCAUCACGAUCAGUCGUCGUUCUCGCGUGGGACGUCGCAACCGUCGCCCAAGUCGUCGUCUGCGACACCUCCUGCGAGCCAGGAGCAGCAGAGGCUACUAGUAGGGCCGCCGUCGGUGCUUCAGCAGCAGCAUCUGCGCCCGCCACCAGGGCUAGCCGCAGCGGUAGUUGCGGGAGUGGGUAGAGACACCAGGGACAGCAGAAUCAGUUGUCGCGACGACGAUAAUGACUCCGAAACCGGCAGUGUGAUAUUCUCCCCGGUUCCGCAACCCGCGCACUUGCGGAAAGCCGCUGCGCGGAAAAAGAAGAGCGCGGAGGCCGGCGCAGCUGCGCCGGGUGUUGGGGCAGGAGGAGUGGGGAUCGGGGGAGGAGGGGGAGCGGCGGGUUCAGGAGCGGCAGGCGGUGUUCAGGAAGGUGGAUCAAGUAACAGGACAGGUGCUGCUGGCCAUGGAAGCAUUAGCAAUCAAACCUCCCCCACUCUCUCCUCCCCUUCCAAUGCGCUCUCUCCCCCCGGACUUGGCGCUACCUCUCUCGCCUCUAGCGCCUCCUCCUCCGCCUCUACCUUCUCCUCCGCUUCCGCCUCCGCCUUUUCCUCCGCCACCAGCUCUGGCGGCGCUGACGUGGCGCCGUCACACAGCCAAUCGGGGCGCAGCAGGCAGGGAAUGGCGUCGGGGAAGGGGGAUGAGCAGGGGAAGGGGGGUGCGCCUUCGCAGUCCCCGCGGUAUCAUCCCCCCCGGCCCUCUCCGCCCAAACAGCCGCCGCAGUCGCAGCCGCAACAGCAGCCCCAGCCACAGCAGCAGCAGCAGCAGCAACUGGAACGUUUCCAAAGGGCCAAGAUGAGGCAGCAGCAGCAACAGCAGCAACAACAACAACAGCAGCAGCCACAGCAGGGUGGGAUUCCGUGGCUGAACCGAGACGGGGAUGAUGGUGGCGCGGGGGAGGGAGAGUACGAGGAGGAAGAGGAGGAGGAGGACGGGGACGAGGAGGACGGGGAGAUGGCGGAGGUGGUGCGGCGGGCGCGCACACUACCCAACUCCGCGCAAGAGAGCGGGGGAGUGUUGCACGCGCUCACCGUUGCGCUGCAGGCCGUGCAGGACGAGCAGCAGUACGACCCUUCCCCCUACACCCCCUCGCGCCCCUCCCCGCCUCUCCGCAGCUCCAGCCCAGGCAGCGCAGCCGCGCGCGCGCAUCUGCCCUCCUCCUCCUCCGCCUCCUCCGCCGUUGCUGUGGGGCGUGGGGCAAGCGGCGGUGCUGCGGGCGCAGGGAGAGGCGGAACGGCGUUUCCUCUCUCCUCCUCCUGCAACUCAGUGCCGGGAAGAGCGUCAGGCGCGUCAGGAGCAUCAGGGCCAUCAGGGGGGCCACCAGGGGCGUCAGGGGCAGGCGCGAGUGGCAGCAGUCGCAAGUCCAGCCGUAUGAAGACGUUCAGUGAUGCAUCUGCCAAUGCAGGUCGGGAAGGGCUGGGUAGCGCAGGGGGGGCACGGGGGGCAGGAGGGCCAGGGGGGACGGGGGGAACAGGUGCAGUGGGCAGCGGCGCAUCUGCAGCAGCAGUGGCAGGAGGAGGAGCAGAGGGAUGGGAGAGCAGUGAUGGCGGUGGGGGAUGGAGCGAAGGGUACCCCAUAGGGGAAGUGCCCAUGCGACGCACUAUGAGCAGCCCGCUCAAGAGAGAGUCGUCUCUGUCGUCCUGUGAUGCUGCCAGUGUGGUUGGCAGCGUGUGCGGGAGCGUCGUGAGCAGCAGUGGCGGCAGGAGCAAGAGUGGGAAGAGCAAGGAGGAGAAGCUAGCAGGGCUGCCCAUGCUGCCUCCUCCCCACGCCACUCAGAUUGUCAAGAACCUGUCUCUCCCGAAGAAGCUACCCACGCCCAAGAGUGGCGUGCAGAAGCUGCGCUGUGGUAAAUGCCUCAAGGUCUGCAAGUACCUUCCCUACCAAUUACCCGCCCCCGCCUCCCCUCCGCCAUCCCACCCCGCCCAACCCUCCCUCCCCACCUCCUCCCCGAGCUCUCUCCCCGCGUCCUCCCCCCCCUCCUUCCCCUUAUCCGCGACGUCUUGCACUGUGGCGUCAGGGCCAGGCGCAGGGAUGGGCGGUGGGGCGGGCAGGCAGGGGGGAGCGUAUGGUGUGAGUGGGAGCGGGAAUGGGUAUGGGUAUGGGGGGGAAGAGGAAGGGCGGUGGGGGGCGAAUGCAAGGGGUGGAGAGGGGUGGGAGGCCGGAGGAGGGGUUGGGAUGGGAGGUGGAGGGUAUGGUGAUGAAGGGGGCUAUGGAGGGGAGGGCGGCAGUCCAUAUGGGUAUGGGGCUCAGAAUGGGUAUGGAGGGGGAGGGGGGUAUGGUGGGGGCGAGGGGGGGGCAGGUGGCGGGGACUGGGAGGAUGAGGAUGGGGAGGCGGAUUUUGGGUUUGAGGACCCGUGCCCUCCUGGGAACGCAGGGAUGGCAUAUGGCCAGCAACAGCAGUGGCAACAGCAGCAACAGCAGCAGCAGCAGCAGCAGCAGCAGCAGCAGCAGCAGCAGCAACCGCAGAAAGCAGGAGGAGUGGGCAGAGGGGGACGCGUGGGAAGCACGGGGUUUCAGAGGGUUCAGAGCGCAGGGGGGCGGGUGCAAGCAGUGACUAUGGCAGCAGGCAUGGUUCCAGACCAGAGAAGCCGGCAGUUCGUUCGCGCUGGCAGCAGUGCUGCGGCUUAUCAAGGAAACUUCAACCCUGGCGAGGGUGCAACCGGGGGAGGUGUAUAUGGCGAGGGGUAUGGGGAGGAGGAAUACGAGCAAGGAAUGACAGAUGAGUACGGAGGGGGGUAUGGUGGCAUGGAUGGGCAGGGUUUUUCAGGGGAGGCGGAAGAGGAGGUGGAGGAGGAGGAAGUUGGGGACGGGGAGGAGGGUGAGGAAGAGGAGGAGGACAUGUAUGGUGAUCUAGAGACAGAGUUGGAAGCAGCAGCAGUGGCAGAAGCAAGUGGGGGCGUGUAUAGCCAGUCCGCGUCCCCUUGUACCCCUCACAGAGGUGGACCAGGGAAACCCAGAGGGGUAGGGCUUGCAUCAGCCACUGCUGGUGGUGCUGUUGGGAGCAGCAUGAGGAGCAAGGGCCAAGGGGCAGAGGGCAAGCGCAUGGCACGGUGUAUGACUAUGAACGUGGUGGGUUCCGCUGGCUCUGGUGCUACAGCCGCUGCUACAGCCACCACUCCUGGGCGGCACAAGGGCCCUCGGCACACGCGCAGUGGGAGCAGCAGCAGCAGCAGCGGUGCAGGGCUGGCGGGAAACAGUGGCAAGUUCAAGAACCACAUGCAGAGCAGCCCGCCUGGGGGCAACAACAGUGGCAGCAGCAACAACGGUGAGAGCCCUCCUCGGGGCUUCUACAGGCAGGUUGCUGCUGGUGCGGCUGCUCGUGGUGGUAUGACAAGGGCACGCUCGUCGUUGGACCUAGAGGCGAAAGGCAGGCCCUUUCCGUCUUCCUCCUCCUCUGUCAUCUCCGCUGUGUCUCCCCGUCGCCCCACCAGCAGAGGCGCCUCGUCUCUCAUCUCCAUGCCUGUGUCCGCCACUGUUCCUGCCAUGGGUCCCGACGCGCAGGUGCAUGAAGCAGAGGCCAUGGCAGGCCCUAUUCACCCCGGCUCCUACUGGUAUGACGCCUAUGCUGGCUUCUGGGGCAUCAUGGGGGGACCGUGCCUUGGAGUCAUCCCGGACUGCUGUGGGGGCAGCACAGGUGUCGUGGUGAAUGGGCGUGAGCUGACGCCACGGGAUCUGACCAUCCUCAAGGGGAGGGGGUUGCCCAUGGUGCCGGGGUUCUACUCGCUCACCAUUGAUGGCGAGUUGCAUGAUGAGUCCUCGGGCCGCCAUAUUAAGUCGCUCGGAAAACUCGCACCCUCGUAA
Closterium sp. Naga37s-1 is the source of this 4098-nucleotide messenger RNA. The record is from the annotation of a GenBank genome assembly. Lineage: Eukaryota; Viridiplantae; Streptophyta; Zygnematophyceae; Desmidiales; Closteriaceae.